CUCCUCCUCCUCUUCAUCAGGAGUGUGCCGGGGAGCCUCUCUUCAUGCUGUACUGUGCCAUGAAGCAGCAGAUGGAGAAGGGCCCCAUCGACUCCAUCACGGGAGAGGCUCGCUACUCGCUGAGCGAGGACAAGCUCAUCCGGCAGCAGAUCGACUACAAGACGCUGACGCUGCACUGCGUGAACCCGGAGAACGAGAGCGCCCCGGAGGUGACUGUGAAGAGCCUGAACUGCGACACGGUGACGCAGGUGAAGGAGAAGCUGCUGGACGCCGUUUACAAAGGAACGCCGUAUUCCCAGAGGCCCCGGGCCUCAGACAUGGACCUGGAAUGGCGUCAGGGCAGGAUGGCCCGCAUCAUCCUCCAGGACGAAGACGUCACGACGAAGAUCGACAACGACUGGAAGAGGCUGAACACCUUGGCUCACUACCAGGUGACGGACGGCUCGGUCAUCGCUCUGGUGCCCAAACAGAACUCGGCCUACAACAUCUCCAACUCCUCCACCUUCACCAAGUCGCUGAGCAGAUACGAGAGCAUGCUGCGGACGGCCAGCAGCCCCGACAGCCUGCGCUCGCGCACGCCGAUGAUCACGCCGGACCUGGAGAGCGGCACCAAGCUGUGGCACCUGGUGAAGAACCACGACCACGCGGACCAGCGGGAGGGCGACCGCGGCAGCAAGAUGGUGUCAGAGAUCUACCUGACCCGGCUGCUGGCCACCAAAGGAACGCUCCAGAAGUUCGUGGACGACCUGUUCGAGACGAUCUUCAGCACGGCGCACCGCGGCAGCGCCCUGCCGCUCGCCAUCAAGUACAUGUUCGACUUCCUGGACGAGCAGGCGGACAAACACGCCAUCUCAGACGCCGACGUGCGGCACACCUGGAAGAGCAACUGGUACUACUCUGACAUCUCCCGCAUGCCGGCCAUCAGCGACCAGGAGCAGUCCGUCCAUGCCGACCAGUCCCGUCAACAUGCCGACCAGUUCAGCAUCUACCGGAUCUCACCAUACGCCGUGAAGUACAAGGGCGAGGUGGCGGAAAUCUUGUCGGCGUUGGAGCGUGACGAGCAGGCGAGGAGGCAGCGGCUGCGGAGCAAGCUGGAGCAGGUGAUCGACACGAUGGCGCUGAGCAGCUGA
Molecule: messenger RNA, 1130 nt
Organism: Pseudoliparis swirei
Lineage: Eukaryota; Metazoa; Chordata; Actinopteri; Perciformes; Liparidae
Product: plexin-A1-like
Exons: 8
Coding region: 45-1130 (361 amino acids)
Biological process (GO): positive regulation of axonogenesis; regulation of GTPase activity; negative regulation of cell adhesion
Cellular component (GO): semaphorin receptor complex
Molecular function (GO): semaphorin receptor activity
Source: RefSeq, a predicted model, not a curated record